UUGCGAACUCAUCAGUUCUCGAACGGGCCGGGCCAAAAGUGUUCCGUCACUCGAUCAGCCCAGGCCACAAUGCCGCCGCCACCCGCCGCCGCAGCCUCGGCGGCGCUCCGCCGCGAGGACCUCCUCCGCAUCGCCUCCCCGCUCCGCUCCUCGCUCGCCUCGGCGCCCUACGCGCCCCCGGAGGGCUCCUCCACCUCCGUCAAAUCCCUCCUCGCCUCCCUCCUCCCUUCCCCCUCUCAACACCCCCCGGCGGUCGAGGCCGGCAAGGAGGCCGUGGACCUGCUCCUCUUCUGCGCCGCCGCCCGCGCGGCUUCCGCGGAGGCCCCCGCGCUGCACUGGGUCCCGGAGGGGCUCUCCAAGGCGGCGGCCGGCGCCAUGGAGGAGAUGGCCGCGGCUGGCGGCUGGGCCGAUGCCGGGGAGAUGUUGCUGGCGCUGAUGCCCGAGGCGGUGCCGCCGCUGAAGGCCGUGCUCAAGGAAACGGAUGUGGACGCUGAGGAUGACAUGAUUUGCGCCGACAGGCCGCCCAAGGAGCACGCCUUCGUCGCCGCGCACCAGUUCCGUUGGCUGUUGUCUCAGGUUAACUAUCCGAAGCUUGGGGAUCUUUGUUGGUUAGUCAUUCCUUGUGCUUUGACUGCAUUGGAUCAUUGGUCACCAGAUGUUAAGGAACAGGGAAUGGUUAGCUUCAUGCACAUAGCAAAGAAUGUCAAAGUAACAGAAUUAAGUUUGUACGAAGAUGCAAUACUCGAUGCGUGCUGCAAUAACAUUCCUGCAGAUGAUGAAUUAUGGUACCGCAUUGUUGAGGUAUCGGUCCUGCUGUUGACUUGCACCCAAAGAAGUAACCCGCGUAGCCCUUGGUACAGUAAAAUGCUUGCUGAGAUGUUGGGUCACCUGGAACGGCAACCACUAAACAAAGAACGUCGUGUUGCAUGGCUUAGCCUUAUCGGGCCAGUUUUUGAUGCUAUGGGCCUCUUUCUAUUGGCACAUUUUCGUCUCCUCUUCUCUCUCUUUUUCCAAUGGAUGCAUGCUGAUGAUGAUAGAACAGUUCUACUGGUUUUAGAGCGAACUCAUGCAGUUAUUAAGCUCACUUGGAUCAGACAGUCACCCUAUAUUUCAAGGUUGGUGGAUGAGCUUGUUCUUUUAUAUAAAGAGUCUGCCACACGAAAGAGCCGUGAGAUCAUGAGAAAUCACAUAGUAGGAAUACUUGUGCUACUCCAGAAAUGCAAGGGACAGCUAUUUGAGGAAGCUUGGAAAAAGCAUGAAGUUGACCCAGAUUUAACACUCCUGCGAUCCUGUUUGAAACAACUUUGCACCAAAGAUAGUUCGCCAGACUUAUGAGUUUAUCUGUUAGAUGUACAUAGUUGCAACUUGUAUCAACUUAGGGCUGUUACAUCUUAGUUGUUAGUUCUUGAAUUUGGAUGCAUUGUAUUUGCUCGUAUUUUUUUCCUUUAAGGUCAGCUGAUAGAGGAUUCAUGAAACCGUGGUAACACUGAUAGAUACACUGAACCGAGGCAACUUAUCAAGGCAAACCACUCUUAUCUUGUAA
Messenger RNA from Lolium perenne, 1543 nucleotides. RefSeq lists its product as uncharacterized. Lineage: Eukaryota; Viridiplantae; Streptophyta; Magnoliopsida; Poales; Poaceae. The record is from RefSeq and is a predicted model, not a curated record.